AACAUCAUUGAAGUCGUUCUCGCCUCGCCUUUUCUAGGCUGAGCCAAACUGCAAACGCUAUGCGGCUUCUCUACUUUGAUGCGCUGGAAAGGCCCGUUUUGACAAAUUUCCGCGGCAAAACGAUCCCGCCCUACGCUAUUCUAUCGCACAGAUGGAGCGACUCCGAGAUCCUAAUCGAAGACAUAUUGAGUGGAGCCUAUAAGGAGAAGGAAGAAGGCUGUCGAAAGCUCUAG
Bipolaris maydis ATCC 48331 is the source of this 233-nucleotide messenger RNA. The record is from RefSeq and is a predicted model, not a curated record. Lineage: Eukaryota; Fungi; Ascomycota; Dothideomycetes; Pleosporales; Pleosporaceae.